AAAUGCCCACUCUUGAAAUUACCCGGGAAUAUCGAGAAGAAUUCAUCAAAGCCGAGCAGACAUUUCUCUAUCAGCUAAUCUACGAUCCUCAACAGCGAAAGCUCAUUCCUCUUACUCCCUAUCCACCAAAUUUAGAUCCUUUAAGUUUGCCUUUCGCCGGGCAGUACAUAAAAGACGAUGUCGCUUUCCAACUUGCGAUAGGUAAUCUGGAUGCUGAAACGUUAGAGAGACUAGAUAGCUACGACCCUGACGCAAUGGUUGAGAAACGAAAUCGGUCUUUCUUCACGAAACAUGUAAGCAUCUGGUCUAAGAACUUCAUCGUCGUUCAACAAAAAAGUUCCUCAUCAGUUGAAGUAAAAAGUGCAAAUUCCCACACGCUUACUGUGUGCAAACAAGUUACUGCCAAAGUAGAGUUUCGUAUACCAAAGACUGCCGAGCAAGUGCCAAGUAUCACCGACAAAGAACUGACGAAUCAGUACACCAAGACAGAAUCACCAACCUCUCCCGUUUUAGCUGCCCGUAAACAUUUGUCCCAAGACGAUGUGAGCAGUGGAAAACUCAAUGAUCUUCCGUCAAUACUGGACCCGUUUGCAGAGCCUAUUAUGGCCAAGGCAGUUUUCGAUAACGCUGCCAUUACCCCUUCAAGAAAAAGCAAUCCGUUCGUCAAGUUAAAGCCUACAACCAGCAGUAUCACAACAUCCCCACAUACCUCACCUACUGCCUCUCAUUUUAGUGCACUUCACACGUUUAGCCAAUUGAGAAAGAUAGAUACCAAUGGCCAGGAGAUAGUUACCAGCGCAUACUUCCAAUCGGAGAAGGUCAAUGUUACGGACAAACUAAAAAGCCAUAUUCUUAGUAGCGAUAAUCACAUUGCGAUGCCGGUUGCUAUCACCGAAGCCGUUUGCCAACCUUUUAAGCCCGUUGUUGGAAAGCAAAAUUCAAGUUCGCCUAUAACGGAUUCGUUGCUCGUCAUCGAGGACACAAAAGGAAUGUGCCAUCACGAAGACCCCACUUAGUGGAUUUCGAGUUUCGGGUCUUAGUCGGCGGGUUACCAAGACUUCUUCAAAAACGGGCGUAACGAAUGGCAUGAAACAACUUGAUUUGCGAAGCAUGUUCGCUCCUAAGCCGUAGAUUGUUUGAUUUAUCCAACAUUUCCAAACCUCAGGGGGUUUUUUUCUUUUUGGUUUUCUUGAAUUUUUAUCGAUUUUUUUGUACAUUACUAAUGCAACACCAUUUUUCCGGAUAAUUGUUAGGUUAAUAAAUUCAGAACUUUCAGAAUAAA
Messenger RNA from Daphnia magna, 1282 nucleotides. It is a transcript of the gene tos, whose product is annotated as exonuclease 1. Gene Ontology annotation, molecular function: metal ion binding; DNA binding; 5'-flap endonuclease activity. NCBI's taxonomy places the organism in Eukaryota, Metazoa, Arthropoda, Branchiopoda, Diplostraca, Daphniidae. The record is from RefSeq and is a predicted model, not a curated record.